CCCAUCUAGUGAGAUACUUGGUUGUUACUGAAAACUGCGAGUAAAAUGUUUUUAAUAUUGUCGCUUAUUUUUGCGACCAUUGGGUAUGUGCUGUUUAACUAUCAUCGAACUCGCCAGCGGUUGUUGAAAAUACGAUCGCACUUCGAUGGACCCAAAUCGCAUUACUUCUGGGGAACUAUGCCCAUGUUUAUUGGCAAGAGCAUACCUGAGAUAUUCGAAAUCGUAACGGAUAUGCAUAAGGUUCAUGGUGAAGACGUUGUUGUUCUUGCGGCUUUCAACGAGUUGGUCGUGGAUUUGUCUAGCUCGAAAAACGUUGAAAAAGUUUUACUGGCAAAAUCAAUUCGGAAAUCGUUUGCCUAUGAUUUUAUGCUUCCAUGGCUUGGCACUGGACUGUUGAUUUCAACUGGAGAGAAAUGGUUCCAGCGAAGAAAGAUUAUUACCCCAACGUUUCAUUUUAAAAUCUUGGAAAACUUUCUGGAAGUGUUCAACGCCGAAGCUGACGUUCUGGUAUCGAAACUGAAGCCACACGCGGGAAAAGACGAGUUCGAUAUUUAUGAUUACGUCACACUGUAUGCAUUGGACAGUAUUUGUGCAACUUCAAUGGGAGUCCAAGUUCACGCCCAGGAUGACCCUAAUAACGAAUACGCAUUGGCGGUCAAACAAAUGAGUACCUUUAUAUUGCGGCGAGUAUUUAGCCUUCUCCGUUCCUUUCCAUCACUUUUCUUCCUGUACCCGUAUGCCAAAGAUCAGAAACAAGUUAUUUCAAAACUGCAUAAUUUCACAAAUUCGGUAAUUGAUUCUCGAAGAAUGAUGCUAGAACAGGAGAAAGCCAACACCAAGGUGACGUUCGAUCUUCAUGAAGAGGAUAUGUAUUCGAAGAAGAAAAUAACCUUCCUUGACUUACUGCUAAACGUUACCGUUGAUGGAAAACCACUAAGCCGGGAGGAUAUUCGAGAGGAAGUGGAUACCUUUAUGUUCGAAGGACAUGACACAACCACGUCUGGUAUUUCGUUCACGAUUUGGCACUUGGCUAAAUACCAAGACAUUCAGCAGCGGUUAUACGAAGAAAUUAUUCGUGUUUUGGGCAAAGAAAACACUGCCGGACAGCUGACGAACAUGCAAAUUCAACAGCUGGAGUACUUGGAUAUGGUCGUAAAAGAAUCACUACGUUUGAUGCCUCCGGUGCCGAUCAUUGGACGAACCCUUGUUGAGGACAUGGAAAUGAAUGGCGUCAUCAUUCCGGCUGGUACGACAAUUUCGAUCAAGAUUUACAACAUCCAUCGGAAUCCCAAAAUCUGGCCCGAGCCGGAGAAGUUCAUCCCGGAACGGUUCUCCAAGACGAACGAAAGCACCCGUGGUCCGUACGACUACAUUCCGUUCAGUGCCGGAUCGCGGAAUUGCAUCGGGCAAAGGUACGCCAUGAUGGAACUGAAGGUGACGCUUAUAAAAUUGUUGGCCAACUAUCGUGUGCUGCCGGGAGAAUCGAUGGAAAAAUUGGAAGUCAAAACCGAUUUGGUACUACGUCCGGAUAAGGGCAUACCAAUUAAAUUGCAGCAUCGUUAA
Messenger RNA from Sabethes cyaneus, 1563 nucleotides. RefSeq names its product cytochrome P450 4d1-like. The transcript is spliced from 4 exons. The coding region runs from base 46 to 1563 and encodes 505 amino acids. Gene Ontology annotation, molecular function: iron ion binding; oxidoreductase activity, acting on paired donors, with incorporation or reduction of molecular oxygen; monooxygenase activity. NCBI's taxonomy places the organism in Eukaryota, Metazoa, Arthropoda, Insecta, Diptera, Culicidae. The record is from RefSeq and is a predicted model, not a curated record.